GAAUGUCCUUCUCAGUUAUACAACUACCGUUCUGUAUUUUAACUGCAUUUACAAGACCUGUCUUGUUACCUUCUUGGGAGUUCACACUCCCAAGGUUAUUUGACACUCCCCAGGCUAUAAAUUAUGGGCAUUUGCCUACUGAAGUGUGAUUUAUUAUUUUUAUAAAAAUGCCCAGCCCUUACAUCCUGUGUUUAGCUGGAAAGUAGCUUCUUUGUGCACCAAGACUUUAAAUUGUGAGCAGCCAUUUACUUACUGCUUUUACUUCUUUGGAUCGUGUUGUUCAAGGAUCUCGGUUCACUCCUCUCACCAUGAAGAGUUUUGUUCUCAUUUUCCUCGUUGUGAUCUGUGGCAUGGGAGGACUGGGACAGAAGCUGAAGCCAAAGAAAAGAAGCAAUGGUGAAGAAAUCAAAUUUCGGACUAAAACCAAAGAUGUUUGCACAAUAACCACGAGUGGUGAUGACGAGGAGAUGAAACUUAGAAUUGAAUGCAGAAGCCAAGGCAUGUCCUACUGGUGUGAAUUCACUGGCAAGCCAUCAGUCUGUCGUGCUUUCAGAAAUAAUCCAAAGAUUUACUGGAAUCAGAUCGCUGCAGAACUCAGAAAGGUCCCGCACGCUUGCGAAUCCAUGGAAGUGUUGAAGAUCACCAUGUGCCAAAAGGCUCCCCCAGAGGCUCUCAUGAGGCAAAUAGCUGCUGGUAUGGAGCCAGAAGAUCCAGCAAACCAGGAAAAAUCAGUGCAGAAAGCUUCCAUUCCUAUGAGAGAAGCAUGGCAAAACUCUGACCUAGCCCAACAUGGUCAAGGGUCUGAAAAUGAAACAGAAGCAAUGAAACUGGCACGGGAACACUGCUGGGAAUCUCUGCAUGGUGUCUGCUCCUACAUCAUUGGCAUCCUUAGGGGUUAAGGAUUUGCUUCAGAGCAGUGAUAUUACAGCUGAAGAAGGGUCCUUGCUGCAUUGUAAUAAUUUAGACAUAAGAAUUUUGGCCAAAAAUCAGUAAUUUCUAUAAAUCUUUUAUCUGUUUUCUUUUUAAAGAAAAAAUGAAACUUUUAAACAGCUCUGAAAAAUUCACAAAGCUGGAGUGACUGUGCUUAAAGUGUUAGGAUGAACUAACUGCCCUUAGGCUUGUUACACACCUGGGUGUACUGCAUUUAUGUAACCUAGGAUCUUCUUGACCUUUAAUAGGUUUUUGUGGGUAUUGACUUGCUUCAGUUUGUUAGAGAUGAAAGCUGUUAAUGAUGA
Serinus canaria (Common canary) is the source of this 1235-nucleotide messenger RNA. RefSeq names its product fibroblast growth factor binding protein 2 (gene FGFBP2). Bases 309 to 899 code for a protein of 196 amino acids. Gene Ontology annotation, molecular function: growth factor binding. The transcript is spliced from 2 exons. Lineage: Eukaryota; Metazoa; Chordata; Aves; Passeriformes; Fringillidae. Gene Ontology annotation, biological process: cell-cell signaling. The record is from RefSeq and is a predicted model, not a curated record.